Messenger RNA from Glarea lozoyensis ATCC 20868, 735 nucleotides. Its product is annotated as BRCT. Bases 1 to 735 code for a protein of 244 amino acids. The record is from RefSeq and is a predicted model, not a curated record. The transcript has a single exon. NCBI's taxonomy places the organism in Eukaryota, Fungi, Ascomycota, Leotiomycetes, Helotiales, Helotiaceae.
AUGCCUCCCAAGAAGGCUACCAAGGCCGCCGCGGCAUCCUCUUCGAUCUACAUCGUUACAGAUUCCACUGGUAUUGAUUCCGUUCACGCCUCUGUCGCGUCCGCCAACAAUCGCGUGAGCGAGGCCAAGGAAGAAGGAAAAUCCUCCGUCAAAGUAGAAGUACAGGAGCUGGUAGGAGGAACCGUCGAAGCUGCACCAGUCGAAGAGAAGAAAGCAGCUCCAAAGUCCAAGGCAAAGGCAGUCAAGACCGAAGAAACAGAUGCGCCAAAAGCCAAUACCGCCGCGAAGAAGACAAAACCUGCUGCUGAGCAACGCGCCGAGAACUCCAAGAAACCAGCGAAACCCGCAGAUUCCAACCUCCCUGAAAACAUCAAGGCGCUGUUGGCAGGCUCGGGAAGCACGCUCGAUGGAAAGAAUGUCGUUGUUACUGGUGUCCCGCCGACCCUUGGUCGUAAAAAUGCAGAGGCUUUGGUCCAGGCGUAUGGUGCGAAGUUGUUGAAGAGCUUGUCGAAGAAGACGGAUUUUGUGGUUGUAGGGAAUGAUGCUGGACCGACAAAGUUGGAAAAGAUCGAGGAGCUGGGUAUUAAGGUUAUUGAUGAGGAUGAACUUGUUGCUAUGCUGGAGGGGUCGGGACUUGGUACGAAGCGCGAGGCUGAGGAUGAUGAGGAGGAGGAGGACGAGGAGGAGGAAGAGGAAGAGGAGAAGCCAACUAAGGCUAAGAAACAAAAAAGAUGA